GACCCGUUCGUUCUUCUGCGGGCUACAAGAAGGCAGAGGAUGAGAUGUCCCGGGCCACGUCUGUUGGAGACCAGCUAGAGGCACCGGCCCGCAUAAUUUACCUCAACCAAUCUCAUCUCAACAAAUUCUGCGACAACCGGAUCAGUACGGCCAAGUACAGCGUGUUGACAUUUCUACCUCGAUUCCUGUAUGAGCAGAUUAGGAGAGCUGCUAAUGCCUUCUUCCUCUUCAUUGCCUUAUUACAGCAAAUCCCAGACGUAUCGCCAACAGGACGGUACACCACCCUGGUGCCAUUGGUCAUCAUUCUAACGAUUGCAGGCAUCAAAGAGAUUGUAGAAGAUUUUAAACGACAUAAGGCAGACAAUGCAGUUAACAAGAAGAAAACAAUAGUGUUAAGAAAUGGCAUGUGGCACACCAUCAUGUGGAAAGAGGUGGCAGUGGGAGACAUCGUGAAGGUCCUCAAUGGGCAGUAUCUUCCAGCAGACAUGGUCCUGUUCUCCUCCAGUGAGCCCCAGGGGAUGUGCUAUGUUGAAACUGCUAACCUGGAUGGCGAGACGAACCUUAAAAUACGACAGGGCUUGAGCCACACAACCGACAUGCAGACGAGGGACGUGCUCAUGAAGCUGUCGGGAAGGAUAGAGUGUGAAGGGCCCAACCGCCACCUCUAUGACUUCACUGGCAACCUGCACUUGGAUGGGAAGAGCUCUGUUGCCCUUGGACCUGACCAGAUCUUACUGAGAGGCACCCAGCUCAGGAACACACAGUGGGUCUUUGGUGUUGUUGUAUAUACUGGACAUGACUCCAAACUCAUGCAGAAUUCGACAAAAGCACCUCUCAAGAGGUCAAAUGUUGAGAAGGUAACCAACGUGCAGAUCCUGGUGCUGUUUGGCAUCCUCCUGGUCAUGGCGCUGGUGAGCUCAGUGGGGGCCCUGUUCUGGAAUAGGUCUCAUGGCGGAAAGAGUUGGUACAUCAAGAAGAUGGACACGAACUCAGAUAAUUUUGGCUACAACUUGCUGACGUUUAUCAUCUUGUACAACAAUCUGAUUCCUAUCAGUCUGCUGGUGACACUUGAGGUCGUGAAAUACACGCAAGCCCUUUUCAUAAACUGGGACAUGGAUAUGUAUUACAUUGAAAAUGACACUCCAGCAAUGGCCAGGACGUCAAACCUCAAUGAAGAGCUUGGGCAGGUAAAAUACCUGUUUUCUGACAAGACUGGAACACUUACAUGUAAUAUCAUGAACUUCAAGAAGUGUAGCAUUGCUGGUGUGACCUAUGGCCACUUCCCGGAACUAGCCAGAGAGCAGUCCUCAGAUGACUUCUGCCGGAUGGCUUCUUGCAGUGACUCAUGUGACUUCAAUGAUCCCAGAUUGUUAAAGAACAUUGAGGAUCAGCACCCCACAGCCCCUUGCAUACAAGAGUUCCUUACCCUGCUGGCUGUGUGUCACACCGUCGUCCCCGAGAAGGAUGGCGAUGAAAUCAUCUACCAGGCUUCGUCCCCAGAUGAAGCUGCUUUGGUCAAGGGGGCUAAGAAGCUUGGCUUUGUGUUUACUGGGAGGACGCCGUACUCAGUCAUCAUCGAAGCGAUGGGACAAGAACAGACAUUUGGGAUCCUCAAUGUUCUAGAAUUUUCUAGUGACAGAAAAAGAAUGUCUGUCAUCGUCCGACUGCCGUCAGGACAACUUCGACUCUACUGCAAGGGAGCUGAUAAUGUAAUCUUUGAAAGACUUUCAAAGGACUCAAAGUACAUGGAGGAGACGUUAUGCCACCUGGAAUAUUUUGCCACAGAAGGCCUGCGGACUUUGUGUGUAGCCUAUGCAGAUCUUUCUGAGAACGAGUAUGAGGAGUGGCUGAAAGUCUAUCAAGAGGCCAGCAUCAUUCUGAAAGACAGAGCCCAGAGGCUGGAAGAAUGUUACGAGAUCAUCGAGAAGAAUUUACUGUUACUUGGAGCUACAGCCAUCGAAGAUCGUCUUCAAGCCGGGGUUCCAGAAACCAUAGCCACUCUGUUGAAGGCAGAAAUCAAAAUCUGGGUGUUGACAGGAGACAAACAAGAAACUGCAAUUAAUAUCGGGUAUUCCUGUCGGUUGGUGUCACAGAACAUGGCCCUUAUCCUAUUGAAGGAGGAUUCUUUAGAUGCAACAAGGGCGGCCAUCACUCAGCACUGCACAGAUCUUGGAAAUUUGCUGGGCAAAGAGAACGAUGUGGCCCUCAUCAUUGAUGGCCAUACCUUGAAGUAUGCACUCUCCUUUGAAGUCCGCAGAAGUUUCCUGGACCUGGCGCUCUCGUGCAAAGCUGUCAUCUGCUGCAGAGUGUCCCCUCUGCAGAAGUCUGAGAUUGUGGAUGUUGUGAAGAAGCGAGUGAAAGCCAUCACCCUGGCCAUCGGGGACGGUGCCAACGACGUGGGGAUGAUCCAGACAGCCCACGUAGGGGUCGGGAUCAGCGGGAACGAGGGCAUGCAGGCUACCAACAACUCAGAUUAUGCCAUCGCACAGUUUUCCUACCUGGAGAAGCUGCUUUUGGUCCAUGGAGCCUGGAGCUACAACCGGGUGACCAAGUGCAUUCUGUACUGUUUCUACAAGAAUGUGGUCCUCUACAUCAUUGAGCUUUGGUUCGCCUUUGUUAAUGGAUUUUCUGGGCAGAUUUUAUUUGAGCGCUGGUGCAUCGGCUUGUACAAUGUGAUCUUCACAGCAUUGCCGCCCUUCACUCUGGGGAUCUUCGAGAGGUCUUGUACUCAGGAGAGCAUGCUCAGGUUCCCACAGCUUUACAGAAUCACUCAGAACGCGGAAGGCUUCAACACUAAGGUUUUUUGGGGUCACUGCAUCAAUGCCUUGGUCCACUCCCUCAUCCUCUUCUGGGUUCCAAUGAAAGCCCUGGAGCAUGAUACCCCGCUAACCAGCGGUCAUGCCACUGACUAUUUGUUUGUUGGAAAUAUUGUUUACACGUACGUUGUGGUUACAGUUUGUUUGAAAGCUGGUUUGGAGACGACAGCGUGGACGAAAUUCAGUCACCUGGCGGUGUGGGGAAGCAUGCUGAUCUGGUUGGUAUUCUUCGGUAUCUAUUCAACCAUCUGGCCGAGCAUCCCCAUCGCUCCUGACAUGAAAGGGCAGGCAACUAAGGUCCUGAGCUCUGCAUACUUCUGGCUGGGGUUGUUCCUGGUUCCAACUGCGUGUUUGAUUGAAGACGUGGCAUGGAGAGCGGCCAAGCACACCUGCAAAAAGACACUGCUGGAGGAGGUGCAGGAGCUGGAGACCAAGUCCCGAGUGAUGGGCAAGGCAAUGCUUCGAGACAGUAACGGAAAGAGGAUGAAUGAGCGUGACCGUCUGAUCAAGAGGCUCAGCAGGAAGACACCUCCGACCCUUUUCCGAACAGGCUCCAUCCAGCAGUGUGUCAGCCAUGGGUAUGCCUUUUCUCAAGAAGAACACGGAGCUGUUACACAGGAGGAAAUAGUCCGUGCUUAUGACACCACCAAAGAGAAUUCAAGGAAGAAAUAAGAGGCAAAGUUUCCUGAUGGCUCCAAGGAAAGAGAUUCGGUUUGUUGCACGCAGUGUUAACAGUUUUGUCAGAAAAGACUGUCGCCAGCAGCCAGACACCAGAGAACACAUUUCUGUGGCCUUAGCCGACCAGUUUGUUAGCAGCUCUCUGUCCUUGUGCAGUCCCUGGGCGUAAGCCUCAGGGGAAGCCAUUCUCCCAGCUUGUCUGCAGCGCUUGGCCCUACUUCUGUUUACGUUGUUACGAAGCCUUCAGCUGGGCUUUGUGAGGUGUGAAAUUAAAAACUAUGUUUCACCGAUGCUCAAACAUCAAUACCAGUGGUUCUGGGAGAGAGGGAAGGGGCAUCAUGUUACAAAAGGCCAGUCCUGUGUAAUUGGAACAGGGUACACUUACUUCCUGUUUGGUGCAUGCACAGAUCAUGCAAGCCUCGCUCUCUGCAGACUGCUCGCCCACUUUGAUUCCUGUUUUGUUUGUCUGAAGUUGGCAUAAACUUCUUGAUUGCAGUGAAAUCAGAAACACUUACGGGUGAGGGAUGAACCUGAGAACAUUUCUUUGGCUCUUUGAGCCACAGCCUCAGCAAGGCCACCAGCCAGCGUCCCAUGCCUUGCUGGUAAGACCUGCAGUCUCAUCUUUGCUCCCUUGUGCGGUUGCCCUUGAAUCUGCACAGCUGGCCCUGGGUGCCGUGCCUCACAGCUGAUAGCCACCCACCCAUGUUCCGUGUGUCUUUGUUCCUCUGUACAUUCAGAUAUGGAUACCAGAAAUCUUUCCUCUUGCCUAGCCCCGCCCAACCCUGCCCAGCCCAGCUGCUGCCCUAUAACUCCAUAACUGAAGGGAAGUGGCUGAUCCAUACCAAGCCUUACUUAGCUGUCCUUUUCCAAUGGGAUCCUGUGGGUGAGGGUGGCAGGCUCCGCACACCAUAUCAUCCGUAGGCUUCUGGCGGCCUCUCAGAAUCGAUGUCUGCUUCCUGGAUGCUCAGAACACAUUUUAGACUUCCCACUGUUUGGAAGUGAGUUUAUAAUGGUGUCUGUGCACUGAAAGAACAAAGCUGCCCCCUCCCCCUUAAAUUCUAGAAUCGGGGUGAGCCAAGGAGACAGCACAGGGCAGAGAGUAGUGAGGAAGAGGACCCCAGAUCUCCCUGGAAGGUGACAAAGGACAUGAGACUCAGGAGACAGACACAGAGGACAUUUUCACCAGGUCUCCAGGGAACUUCUCAUGCCCUAUCCUUGACAGACAGUUGUGAUCAGCCCAUGUAUGUACACUGUAGCAGAAACCAGACCUUGUCCUACAGAUUUUUUUUUUUUUUUGAGCUGGUUGAUUUUCUUGAAGCAUGUAGUCUUACACUGUAUGCCAAUCUAACCUCAAACACACUUUGUAGUCCAGGCUAGCCUCAAACUCUCAGCCAUUCCUCAGCCUCCCAGAUAUGGUCUCCUUUCUAUAUCCAACACGUUUUAGACCCACGGCCCUCUCUGAACAGUGGCUUAGGCUCUAAAACAAGAAAAGGAGUGCCCAUUUCCACCUUUAUCCACUGCAGGUCCCAACUCUGAGUUGGAACAAAACCUGGGGGCCCCAAGCCUGCAUGUGAGAAUGUGGCGGGGCCCUCAGAAGUCACAGGCCUGGCGGCACCCUUUCUUCCUUUACUUUGGCUCCCAAACUCCAAAGCCCUAGACUUUUGGAAGGCUUAAGGGGAAUACUCUGGGCACCUGUUACUGGGUAAUGUGGUACCCCCAUGCUAUCAGGCUGCUGUGUGAGCUUAGAAACCAAAGCAGCACAGAGACGGCCGAGCAGCACAAGGUGCUGCAUCCAGGAAAGGAAAGGCCACUACGCUUUGCUUCCUGACCCCUUGCUGAUGCAGCAUCAGGGAUGAACGGGUACUGAAAAGCCUAGGAUAGGAUUUGCAUUGAGUAAGAAAACUGAUCCUCACUUGGGAAGUGACCAGGCUGCUGAGAUGGCUUGAAAAGGGACAGGGUGGCACAAUUAACAAGAAUCUUGGGAGUGACCUCUCUUUGCUCCCUGAGGCAAGUAAGAAAAUCUAGUGUGCCCGGCAAGUUGGAAUCCUGAAAGAUUAUACCACAUGGGAGAAACAGCAGGAAGUGUGCCUCAAAUCAGCGAGCCAGCCAUGGUGGACAUCUGAAUUGCAUCCCAGAGAGGCUGGGGUAGAACUGUGGGGAGGAAAAGAAAGCCAACUGAAUGUGCCCUAGGCUCUCCCCUCCCCUACUCUGCCCUGUCCUCUUCCCCCCACCCUUCCCUGUGCCCCCCUCCCUUUCUCUCUCUCUUCCUUCCUGCCUUUUUUUUUUCUCUUUUCAUUUUCAACUUUAAAGAUUGGAGUUAUUUGGGAGAAACAAAACAAAACAAAACAAAACCCUCAACCAAUGAUGGGAUUUUACAUCUCAAGACAUCUCCCAAAUAAUGUCUACAGAUUACAAAUCAUUUUCAUAGAAAAAUACUUUUGCACAAAUUUUACACGUGUUCAGGAGCAGGAAGGAAGUCAUCCCUGCUUUAUUUAACAGAGAGCAAAGUAGGAAAUUGGGAUUCAGCAGCUUUCUUUUGUUAGGGGAAAGUGUCUACAGCCAAUGGUUUUUAAAAAACUCGUUCAGCUGGGGGUAUCUCUCUAAAAGCCUACUUCCUAGCUACUAGCCAAUCAAGUCCACAGGAUAAGCACUUUGCUGUGCCCAUGUUUGCAACACACUAUACCAAUGCUUGCACACUAAGACCAAAGUAUCAUUAAUCUGCAGGUACCCUGACUUCCUGCAACAGGAAAACUUGCCAUCUUUAGAGCUGACUCCUACAAAGGUGCAUAUCAAAGCAGACAGGUUAGGAUCCUGUAUUGCCGGAGAAUCCAGGACCCUGUUCAAUAGUUCUUUGCAUUUUUCUUUAUUCUCAAGGGGAGUUAAGAAACCAACCCCCCUACACGGAAAGCCACACAGUAUAAGCCACAUUCUAAACCCAUGCAUAGGGUUCCAGGGAAGGAAACUUACAGAAACCUUAGGUCACCCCAAUCAAGACAGAAGACCUCCAACUCAGCUCUCCUCGUUUAUGCACCACCCCAAGUCCAUCAUUUGAAUUACUCUGUUCUCCAAGGGGUGACAACAGCAGGAACCCACAGACGGCAUGGGGGAAGAGGGUGCAGGAAUGCUGGUUUGUUUGAAAAAAAGCAGAGAUUCCAGAGGCCACAGCCUGUGGUGGCCAAGAUAAAAUGCCUUUGAGGAUGGGUGUAUGAUGUAGAGACUACUUUCGGGAGGCUCACCGUAUCACCGAGAACAUGAGAUAGCCAAAGUGACAAGGCUUUGAAAAAAAUGUGGAUAUUUUUGAAAGUUUAGAAAGGACAGCAUUUAGACGGGACAAAAUCAGGACAGUAGUUUGAUUUGCUCUAGAAUGAGGAUAGAGAGACUAGGAGAGAGCACAGGAUGUGGGGGUCUACUUAGUAUGGCUGUCUCCCACCUUCUCAUCUUCCUCAUCCACAGAGACAGCAGCAUGCUUGCUUGCAGAACUGAACUUGGAGGCUGGGUUCUCCUUGGAUUGUUUGGCUCAGGUGCAGAUCUGGGGUUAAGAUCUUGAUCCUCUUUGCUGUCUUUCCUAUCUAACUCCGUCCUGUGGUAUUUGUUCACUCCAUCUCCAGGACCUCAGCAGGAGAUGUUCUUUUAGGGAUGCUCACCCCAUCUACUUUGUUUCCUUCCUUUUUUCUCCUUCCUCAGAAGGGCUGAAUGCUUCUUCCCAUCACUUGUAGGGACAGCUGCUCUGUGUCUGAGCUCUGAGAUCCAGCAGGAGGGGCAGAGCAUUGCUUACCCCCCCUUCACAUCCCCCCCAGCAUUCUCCUUUGUUGGAGGGGCUGACAUUAUUCUUAGAGGCUGAUCAGGUUUCGAGGUUUAGAGGUUGGAGAGGGACAGUCUUCUUUAUGAAGUGCUUCAUUUUCUAGAGACUUCUCGCUCUCUCCUUUAUAAUCUGCCCCACAUGGCUGAGGCCCCAGUCUGCGAUGACUCACUUCCUGUCUUCAACGGUUCUUUCCUGAGUUCACCCAGCCAACUUAGGUGUCUCUGCUGGGAUCGGUCAUCUAGUUCUGGCUCGUCCAGCUGAUACUGCAAUGUCUCCUGCUCCCCCUUAGCCACUCUUCUACUUCUGUUUCCCGAGCAGCUGUGUCAACAGGCUUUGCCCCUCCAAAGAUAGAAAGAAGCCACUCGACUGGACUGGGAGGUGCUAGCGAGGAAUCAUCUUGCUUAGGAGUACUCGGAGGCUUUGCAUUCAGUUUGGAUUUGUGUGUGUGUGUGUGUGUGUGUGUGUGUGUGUGUGUGUGUGUGUGAGAGAGAGAGAGAGAGAGAGAGAGAGAGAGAGAGAGAGAGAGAGAGAGAGAAGGGAGGGAGAACCUCUGUUAUCACACCUAUAAUCACCCUACAACUAAUCACUUCUGGUGUCACCUAUUCUGUCAUAACUGUCUUCAUAGUGGUCCUCACCUCUCUGUAGUCAUCAUCCCUAUGGUUCCCACUACCGAAUGCUCUUCUGCCUAUCCCGGAGUCAUACACUUGGAGUCUCUGCCGUCUCUGUUGUCAUAGCUAUCCUGGCGCCCAUAUGUAUCUCAGCAUACCCAUCUGAAACCCAUCCUGAUACUGCUGGGAGCUGUAAUAAUCUCGAUACCUUUCUCCAAUGCUAACAUCAUGUCUUCGAGGAGGGUAGUCCUCAAAGCUGUCUGCAUCAGGACAGGCCCUCCUGUUUGGAUCUGUUUUGUGAAAAAAAAUCUCAAUUUCUGUCUUGCCCCAAAGAAUGAUCAUCCUGCCUUUACCUGAUGCUCGAUCGGUGACUUCCACUCAAAUACUCAUUACCUACUCGUUACCUAGAGGGUCCUCGAUAAUCCUUGGGGCACUGAUUGGAGCACUUGGGUCCUCUAACUCUCCAUCGCCAACCUGUCUGGAUUGUUGGGGUCACUUGGCAGGUGUGCAGCAUUGAUAUCUCUUCCUCUAAGAAUUCUUUAAUGGAGUCUUCUGUCAUGUCAUAGGGCAGGUUCCGUAGGAAAGCAGUAUAGGGUGAGGAUUUGAGCAGACCACCCUGGCUGAUAUUUAUUUCCUCAGCAGCCCAUGGAGCAGUGUGAGGAUGGAACAGGCUAUUGGAGGUACCCUCUGCACAUGCCAUCAUUACUGUGCCAGAUCGUCUGUCCAAUCAGCCUAGCUGACAGGUUGGAGACCACUGCUCCCUCCCCCCAUCUUCAACUGUAAAACCUGUUUGGGAGGUGGUCUCCCCUAGUUAAUCUUAUUUUUUUGCUAAGGCUACCAUGUCAGGAGGGGAAGAGAGCACUUGCUGGAAGGCUUCACUCCCUACUCAUUUUCAUUUGGGAGCUUAACCAGUUUGGAAAGAUUGAAUUAAAAUUCAGCCUUUUGUCGGACACCUAGUCCUCUCUCGAAGGCCCUAAAUCAGAUUAGCAAAGGCAAGUGUUUGUUUGGAGAUUUGUUUUGUUUUGUUUUCUGGUCUUUUGACUUUUUACAGUGUGCAUUUUCCCGGGGCAUAUUUUCUUCUUUUGAGAGAUAGACUAAACAGUCCCUGAAAUAAUGAGGUAUACAGGCAGGAGAAAACACUUCUGGGAGGGAUGGUUUUCUAUUUUUUUUUCCUCUCCUGAUUAAGCUUUCUCCUAGCCAAAUGACUAAAUUGGGUUUCUAGGCAAGGCAGCUGUCAUGGUGUGUGAUGUAUACUAUUUAUGCAGGGACCACAGGGGAGCUGUGUCAUUUGUCCUGUCUUUAAAUUGAGGUCAGAGUGUCUCACACACAACCCCUCCUCAGGGAAUAGAAUGGACCGGACUAGGUUGCACAUGCUGUCUGUCAGCUCCGUGGAAAUGUCAUGUGGGACAUGUCACUCCUGUCAAAUAGUUUGUGACCCUUGAGCUGGCAGGUCAGAUUUGGUCAGCACUUCCAGGGCUGCCUCUGGGUUGAGCUAAACUGGGUUUAGGGCUAAGUUGGCUCCCAGAAGGCUCUUAUGUCUGGCUAGAUUCCGUUCUUGAAACUGUAAACAGUCCAGCCAGCAUCCUUUCAACUUAGUUCUGGAUUCUGCUACGCUCCUUACCUCUAUGGGGAAGGCAGCAGUGUGGGCAGCCUGGAGUAGCACCAACUAGCAGGAGGUCCUCAGUGUGACGCUCCUGGAAGCAGAGCUGAUGGAUCUGCUCUGUCUCACUGCAGAGCAGUCCAGAUUUCUAGAUCAGUAUUAUUUUUCCUAUCUCCCAGCACUCAUGCAAACACAAAGACAAAGAGCGGAGUAGAUGACUGUGCUCUGGCAAAGGGGACAAGGCUUAUUCAACAUUUAGAAAGAAAUGCGCUCGACAAUGACCCUGGGCUUCAGCAGAGCCCAGCUGAGCAUUUUCUUUUCUUUGACAAGCCUUCAGGUAUGCACAGCGAAAAUCAAUUGUGACUAAUCAAGAAGCAAUGAAUGGUUUUGCUGUUGUCUUGAUCAAGACAAGUUCUUACGUAGUCCAGACUGACUUUGAACUCAUUGUGUGCUGAAGCUGCCCGUGAACUGCUGAUGCUCUUUGCUUCCUGAAAAAUGUUUCACUGUAUGUUUGUGUUGCUGAACUCAGGGCCUUGUGAAUGCUAGGCUAGUGUUUGCCAUUGAGCUACUUAUGUUCCCAAUCAGUGAAUAGUUUCUGUUUUGUUUUGUUUUGUUUUUUAAUCGAAAUUGGGUAUCAAGAAUCUGACCAUGUAAACGGCUAUGUAGGCUUUCAGAUCGAUUUUUUUAAAUAAAGCUAUCAUCCGUAAUUU
Messenger RNA from Mastomys coucha (southern multimammate mouse), 10214 nucleotides. It is a transcript of the gene Atp8a2, whose product is annotated as ATPase phospholipid transporting 8A2. Gene Ontology annotation, molecular function: ATP binding; ATP hydrolysis activity; ATPase-coupled intramembrane lipid carrier activity. Gene Ontology annotation, biological process: phospholipid translocation; neuron development. The transcript is spliced from 36 exons. Bases 45 to 3488 code for a protein of 1147 amino acids. Gene Ontology annotation, cellular component: plasma membrane. The record is from RefSeq and is a predicted model, not a curated record. Lineage: Eukaryota; Metazoa; Chordata; Mammalia; Rodentia; Muridae.